Messenger RNA from Macaca mulatta (Rhesus monkey), 1474 nucleotides. RefSeq names its product ferritin mitochondrial (gene FTMT). NCBI's taxonomy places the organism in Eukaryota, Metazoa, Chordata, Mammalia, Primates, Cercopithecidae. Gene Ontology annotation, molecular function: ferric iron binding; ferrous iron binding. Gene Ontology annotation, biological process: iron ion transport; intracellular iron ion homeostasis. The record is from RefSeq and is a predicted model, not a curated record. Gene Ontology annotation, cellular component: cytoplasm; mitochondrion.
GAUCGGAUCUGACGCUUCCAGAUCAUCGGAUCUGAGGCCCGAGAGGGCCGGGCCUCAGUUUCCCCACUUCCAAGGAGGCGGCGCUAUGCUGUCCUGUUUCAGGCUCCUCUCCAGGCACAUCAGCCCUUCGCUGGCGUCUCUGCGCCCCGUACGCCGCUGCUUCGCGCUUCCGCUGCGUUGGGCCCCGGGGCGCCGCCCCUCGGAUCCCAGGCCGAUCGCCCCCCGCCGCACCCUGACCGCAGCCGCAUCCUCCGGGGACCCUACCUGUCCCGCAGCCGGCUCCUCUCGGGUGCGCCAGAACUUCCACCCCGACUCUGAGGCUGCCAUCAACCGCCAGAUCAACCUCGAGCUCUAUGCGUCCUACGUGUACUUGUCCAUGGCCUAUUACUUCUCCCGGGAUGACGUGGCCUUGAACAACUUCGCCAGGUAUUUCCUUCACCAGUCCCGAGAGGAGACAGAGCACGCGGAGAAGCUGAUGAGGCUGCAGAACCAGCGAGGAGGCCGGAUCUGCCUGCAGGACAUCAAGAAGCCGGACCAGGACGACUGGAAAAGCGGGCUGCAUGCCAUGGAGUGUGCUCUACUCUUGGAAAAGAAUGUGAACCAGUCGUUGCUGGAAUUGCACACUCUAGCCUCUGACAAAGGUGACCCCCAUUUGUGCGACUUCCUGGAAACCUACUACCUGAAUGAGCAGGUGAAGUCUAUCAAAGAACUAGGUGACCACGUGCACAACUUAGUGAAGCUGGGGGCCCCGGAUGCUGGCCUGGCGGAGUACCUUUUUGACAUACAUUCCCUUGGAAAUGAAAACAAGCAGAACUAAGCAACGGGCUGCCUUCCUCCCACGUCAUUGGGUUCAAAGACCAGAGUCAGCUGUCUCCUGCUUUCUUGCCCUUAAAAUCACCUCCAUCUUUAUAUUUUUCUGUUAUACUAUUCUUGCAAUAAAGUGAUUUGUAGAAAAAAAAAGUUUUGCCCAUGUUUAACAAGGACUUUUUAUUAACCAUCAAGACACUUAUUUUCCCAGCUCGAAGAAUAGCCCAGAUAACUAUGGUAUGAAAAGGACUCCAAAAAGCUACUGAAAGAGGGUGCAAACUAACGUUCUCCAGUUGCCAAGUAUUAUCAGAAUAUGAACCUACACUUAAAUUCUGUGAUUUUUAAUUCAACAAGUGCCUGCUAUAUUCAAUGCCUUAUGCAAAACGCUAAAGUGGGAAAAUGGAUAAAAAUAUACAAAUAACUAUAAGUGAAGAAUAUUUAGUACUGUGAAAAUCAUACAUGCAAAAUGCUAUGACAGCUUUUGCCUUUUCCCAUGGUGUCCCAAGAAGCAGUACAGUCUGGAGAUUGUUUUUUAAAAGAAUUCAUAGUCAAAUUUGGGAUAAGCUACAUGAAUUAUCAGUGCUGGUCUUGGAAAAUCACAGCAUAUAUUAACAUUUUAAGGGCUCUGGGACAUUUUGCAAUUAAACAAUAAAUAUAAAAGCUUGAA